Molecule: messenger RNA, 3039 nt
Organism: Fibroporia radiculosa
Lineage: Eukaryota; Fungi; Basidiomycota; Agaricomycetes; Polyporales; Fibroporiaceae
Exons: 23
Coding region: 1-3039 (1012 amino acids)
Source: RefSeq, a predicted model, not a curated record
AUGUCCGUCCUUGUCCAUUCUCUGCUGGCUUUGGCCGCGCUAAUCUCAGUCGUCCGUGCGUCCUAUGGGCACCAUUUCCUACGGGGAUACAUCUCACCAGAUCCACCCGGGAAUUGGACGUACGAAGGAUGUUACACUGACGACGUCGCAGCCCGGACGCUCACAGGGCCUUCCUCGACUUCGGACAACAUGACAAUUGUCAACUGCAUCGAUUUUUGCGUCGGACAGUCCUUCGUAUAUGCAGGCUUGGAAUAUGCGUCGCAGUGUUACUGCGGAAACGGCAUAGACAAUGGCGGUACCUUGGCCAACGAAACCGAUUGUGACAUGGCCUGCACGGGUAAUUCGAGCGAGAUAUGCGGUGCCGGAGAUCGCCUUAGCCUAUUCUGGAGCGGAGCAUCACCUCCCGCAGGGCCUGUCGCCGUUCCAAGCGUGGGGUUGUGGGACUCCCUCGGAUGUUACAACGACUCGGUCAACGCUCGCUCGCUCGCUGUCUCUCCCGCUGUCGAUGGGAAUGUUGACGCUGAAUCGUGCACAUCGGCGUGCUACAAUGCCGGAUAUCCCUUAGCGGGAAUGGAAUAUUCCACGCAGUGCUAUUGCGGCUUGGUGCUGGAUAACGGCGCUGUGCCGAUCGCGACUAGUGCAUGCGACAUGGCGUGUGCUGGAAACAGCUCAGAAACGUGUGGGGGGCCCAAUGCGCUGAACAUAUAUAACUACACGGGCACACUCCCUACUAGCCCUACUGGCGGCGGUGGUGGCGGCGGAGGAGGCGGAGGCGGAGGAACAUCAUCCCCAGUCUAUCCCGUAACAUCCGGGCUCCCCUCGCCCUGGGAAUACGCUGCAUGCUAUGUCGAUAAUGCAUAUGGACGUGUCAUGACGGACGAACUCCCGGAUAAUUCAAAUGUCACCGUCGAGUCUUGCAUUGCAAGCUGCGCAUCAGAAAACUAUACGCUAGCAGGGAUAGAGUAUAGCGUUCAAUGUUUCUGUGCGGAUGCCCUUGUGAACGGGGCAGUCACUACUGACGAUAGUGCUUGUGAUAUGGCGUGUGGUGGUAACGCAACCGAAGCGUGUGGUGGUCCCAAUUUGCUAUCGGUAUACACAUCCACCGGGAAUGUGACAGUGUAUCCUGUCCCUGUUCCACUCAACACAAGUCUCCCGAGCUUGUGGCAAUACGAAGGCUGCUUGCAGGAACCGGGCGCGAAUAGAACCUUCCCUUACCAGAAUAUAUGGACCAACAAUAAUACCGUAGAAGCAUGCUUGAACCAAUGCGCCUUCUACGGCUAUCCCGCUGCUGGUCUCGAAUACGGAGAUGAAUGUUGGUGUGGGGACGUCGAGGAUGUGAUUGAGUACAGCCCUGGCUUUGCCUCGGAUCCAUCGCAGUGUUCUAUGCCGUGCUCUGGAGAUCCCGACCAUCUGUGUGGAGGACCCGAGAGGUUGCAGCUAUACUAUUAUAACGGCAAUCUGAGCGUCUGGCACACGCCCGUAAAUACCGGGCGAUACGAGUUCUUGAUCGGUGGCGUGGUAGUCCCGCUCGUGGCCACCGUCGGUAUCAACGGCAAGGUGUCUUUCGUGGAAAAGUAUGGAACGAGCGAAUUCGACAACUCGACAGGCGCAUACGAGCUCGACCUCAGUCUUGUCGAUAAUUUUGAACUGGCUUGGCGUACUAUGCACGUGAAAACGGACGUCUUCUGCUCUGCAUCACUUGUGCUCCCUGAUCGGGGAGCCAGGCAGCUGAACGUGGGUGGGUGGAGUGUGGAGAGUACCUACGGGAUUCGGCUGUAUACGCCUGAUGGCAGUCCGGGCGUGAACGGAACGAAUGACUGGGAAGAAAAUCCGGCCGAGUUGGAACUUCAGAGAUCACGUUGGUAUCCGUCCGCACUCGUCCUAUCAAACGGGAGCGUGCUGGUCGUUGGCGGUGAACAUGGAAGCAACGGUGCGCCAGAGCCGAGCUUGGAGAUUUUGCCUACCCCUGUGGGAGGCCCGACCUGGAUAUUCUUGGACUAUUUGAAUCGCACUGAUCCCAACAACUUAUACCCAUACCUUAUGAUGCUUCCGAGCGGGAAUAUAUUCAUUGGUUAUUAUAACGAGGCGCGGAUUUUGGAUCCAGUGACAUUUGAGACCCUCACGGUGCUUCCUAAUAUCCCUGGAUCAGUGACAAGUUUCCUGGCUGGAAGGACGUAUCCGAUGGAGGCAACAGCUGUCUUAUUCCCACAGUACCCUCCCUACACGGAUCCGGUUACCGUACUCAUAUGUGGUGGUUCCAACUUCGGCAUCGCGCUCGACAACUGUGUCAGCAUACAGCCAGAGGUAGAGAACCCACAGUGGACGCUCGAGCGGAUGCCAUCUAAGCGAGUUAUGACAUGCAUAUCACGUACGCGGCCUUCGCUUCCUGAUGGCACUUUCCUCGUUAUCAACGGCGCACAGGCUGGUGUUGCUGGGUUUGGACUUGGCUCUGACCCCAACUACCAAGCGCUGCUCUACGACCCAAGCCUGCCCGUGAACGAGAGAAUCUCAUUCCUGAAUACCACGAUCGUGGCGCGCAUGUACCACUCGGAGUCAACACUCCUUCCUGAUGGUCGGGUGUUGAUUUCUGGUAGCGACCCGCAGACACCAGGACUCCCGGAGGAGAUGAGGAUCGAGGUGUAUAUUCCGCCUUACCUGUCGGACGGACGCAAGCAGCCCAACUUCACCGUUGAGGAGAACGACUGGGACUACGGCGGUACGUACACGAUUACAGUCGAGCUAUACGAAGGCACAACAGACACGAUGCGAGUGUCGCUGCUGGCCGCGACUUCGAGCACCCACGGCAACAACAUGGGCUCUAGGACGAUCUUCCCCGAAUUCUCCUGCACAGGCAAUACGUGUGUAGUGACUGCACCUCCCAACGUCUACGUCUCGCCUCCCAGCUGGCACCAAAUGUUCAUCCUGGAUGGGCCGACUCCGUCUCACUCUCAAUGGGUCCGCAUUGGUGGAGACCCUGGAGCGCUCGGGAAUUGGCCUGACUUCCCUGAUUUCACUCUCCCGGGUGUAGGACCUUUGUAA